This is a messenger RNA of Diceros bicornis minor, 3464 nucleotides long. It is a transcript of the gene BMP6, whose product is annotated as bone morphogenetic protein 6. Lineage: Eukaryota; Metazoa; Chordata; Mammalia; Perissodactyla; Rhinocerotidae. The record is from RefSeq and is a predicted model, not a curated record. Gene Ontology annotation, cellular component: extracellular region. Gene Ontology annotation, molecular function: cytokine activity; growth factor activity. Gene Ontology annotation, biological process: SMAD protein signal transduction. The coding region runs from base 821 to 2344 and encodes 507 amino acids. The transcript is spliced from 7 exons.
GCGGGAGACUGCGAAUUCCGGCGCCGACGCCGCGGCCACUGCUCCGUGCACCGGUCCCCUUCCCUCCCAUCCCCUCUGCGAGCAGGGUUUGCAGGGCGGCCGGGCGAGCACUGAACGGAAAGCAAGAUCCUUGCUGCCUCCGCUUGGGGAGUCGAGCGGAGAGCGCAGAUUUUGAGGGGGAGCGACAGUGCCCGAGGGCGGAGGGGCGCGGAGUUUGUGAGCGAGAAGAAAGUUAAGCCUCGCAGAGAAGAUUGGCAUCUCGGAACGCUUUGUCGCCACAGCCUGGGCCCUACGGCCGGUAUAAACUAAACGGCGGCCGUGCGAGCCAAGGAAAGGCGUGCGCGGGAUGAUGCCGGGCAUCCCCCCCAGCUGGUGAGCGGCCCCGCUUCCCUGCCAUCCCGGGUCCCACUCAGCCGCCCGGGAGGGCGCGGGGCAGCGCACGUGCGCAGGCAGUGAGGCCCGAGGGUGACCGCGCCGUGACCCGCUCGGGGGCGAAGGCGCUGGCUGUAGCGCAGCCCCGACUCGGACGCACCUGGCCUGGACCUUGCGCCUCUAGAGACCUGCGCGGGAGUGUGGGGCUCCCCCGCCUCCCCUCCAAGGGGUUCUCCCGGUGAUCGCCCCCUUCGUCUCCCCUCCAGCCUGGGCAAUUAGGGGCGCCCCAGAGGACCAUGAGAGAUAAGGACUGAGGGCCAGGAAGGGGAAGCGAGCCCGCCGAGAGGUGGCGGGGGCUGUUCACGCCAAGGGCCACAGCGGCCGCGCCGGCCUCGCUCCGCCGCUCCACGCCUCCCGGGGCCCGCGGGGCCAGCCCGGUCGGGCGGGGAUGCCGGGGCUGGCGCGGAGGGCGCAGUGGCUGUGCUGGUGGUGGGGGCUGCUGUGCAGCUGCUGCGGGCCCCCGCCGCUACGGCCGUCCCUGCCUGCCGCCGCCGCCACCGGUGGGGGGGCGCUGCUGGCGGACGGCGGGAGCCCGGGCCACGCGGAGGCGCCGCCGCCGCCGCCGCCGCAGUCCUCCUCCUCCGGCUUCCUCUAUCGGCGCCUCAAGACGCAUGAGAAGCGGGAGAUGCAGAAGGAGAUCCUGUCAGUGCUGGGGCUCCCGCACCGGCCCCGGCCCCUGCACGGCCUCCAGCAGCUGCAGCCCCCUGCGCUCCCGCAGCAGCAGCCUCGCGGGGAGCCUCCUCCCGGGCGGCUGAAGUCCGCGCCCCUCUUUAUGCUGGAUCUGUACAACGCCCUGUCCGCCGACGACGACGACGAGGACGGGACGUCGGACGAGGACAGGGGGCAGCCCGGGCCCAGCGGAGGAACCGGCUCGUCCCAGCCCCGGCAGCCGCCUCCCGGAACCGCGCACCCCCUCAACCGCAAGAGCCUCCUGGCUCCCGGACCUGGCGGCGGCGGCGCGUCCCCACUGACUAGCGCGCAGGACAGCGCCUUCCUCAACGACGCCGACAUGGUCAUGAGCUUUGUGAACCUGGUGGAGUACGACAAGGAGUUCUCCCCUCGCCAGCGACACCACAAAGAGUUCAAGUUCAACUUAUCCCAGAUUCCUGAGGGUGAGGCGGUGACGGCUGCAGAGUUCCGAAUCUACAAGGACUGUGUUGUGGGGAGUUUUAAAAACCAAACUUUUCUUAUCAGCAUUUAUCAAGUCUUACAGGAGCAUCAGCACAGAGAUUCUGACCUAUUUUUGUUGGACACCCGCGUAGUGUGGGCCUCAGAAGAAGGCUGGCUGGAAUUUGACAUCACGGCCACUAGCAAUCUGUGGGUCGUGACACCACAGCACAACAUGGGGCUUCAGCUAAGCGUAGUGACUCGGGAUGGACUCAGCAUCAACCCCCGAGCUGCAGGCCUGGUGGGCAGAGACGGCCCUUACGACAAGCAGCCCUUCAUGGUGGCCUUCUUCAAAGUGAGCGAGGUCCACGUGCGCACCACGAGGUCAGCCACCGGUCGGCGCCGACAGCAGAGUCGCAAUCGCUCUACCCAGUCCCAGGACGUGUCGCGGGUGUCCAGUGCUUCAGAUUACAACAGCAGUGAAUUAAAAACAGCCUGCAGGAAGCAUGAGCUUUAUGUGAGCUUCCAAGACCUGGGAUGGCAGGACUGGAUCAUUGCACCCAAGGGCUAUGCUGCCAAUUACUGUGAUGGAGAAUGCUCCUUCCCACUCAACGCACACAUGAACGCUACGAACCACGCCAUCGUACAGACCUUGGUUCACCUUAUGAAUCCUGAGUAUGUCCCCAAACCAUGCUGUGCACCAACUAAACUAAACGCCAUCUCGGUUCUUUACUUUGAUGACAACUCCAACGUCAUCUUGAAAAAAUACAGGAACAUGGUUGUAAGAGCUUGUGGAUGCCACUAACUCGACUCUAGUUGCUGGGGAUGCAAAAAUCACCUUGGAUUCUAGACUACACCUGCCUUAAAACAUGCCGAAGCACGGUGAGAGUGGAGGAUGACUCUGAAACCCCCUCACGCGGGUUGGUGCCUUGCUGCCCAAGGGAGAUUUAAAGGACCUGAUGAAUCAUCUGCUCACGUGGUAAAUAACGUAGUUGUUGGUCUGGAGGAAGCUGAGUUUGAAUGUCUAUAGUAUGAAGUCUGAUACCUGCAGAAACAACUUUGAAGGGUUCCCCUCUCCCUCCCCAAAAAAGCCCACGAAAAUUAGUUUUAGCUUUAGAUCAAGCUAUUUGUGGUGUUAGUGAGUCAAUAGGGAAAAUAACCUUAAAGGAGUAAAAGUCUUCUUGGUAAAAUACCAGUCGGUUCAGUCGUAUUUCUCAAAGGUAGAUUUUACAAACAGAAAUUGGGGGAAAAUGCCUCUAUUCAUAGAUUUCAUUACCAGGAAGGUCAAUUUCAUAGAGGAUCAACAGCCCGGGCUGUAACCAGGCUAUGUGGAAGUGCCUUUUGUCUCGGUCAAUGCUGUUACGUGUUUGUGCUGCAGUUUGUUGGUGUGAAAAUAUACUUAUUUCAGUUAAAACAAACCAUAUCAUUUCCACAUGUCAAUCCUCCCCCAUUUGCUGUUUUCUUUGCUAGUACCAAAAGUAGACCGAUCAUAAUCUGAGCUGACACUGCAAGGGGUGAGAAGCAUUUUUAAUAGCCAUCAUGUUAACCAUGUAACCUGUGAAAGCAAUCCUGCACCUCUUCUUGUUUGGAAUGGCUCUUUGAAAAGCACAUUAACUUCAGGAACAUCGGCUCUAAUAGCUCAUCUAUUUCAGUAAAAUGGUUCUUUGCCUUUUCCCAUCCAGCAUCCUGUGUCUCGGGGUGAGACCCAACAAGGGAAAUAAACUGAGGGAGGGGCCCAGCCUCUAGGAAUGGGUUUGGAUGGGCAUGCUGUUUCUGAACCGAAACCACAGUUUUCUCUUGUAAGAAGUAAGACUCAGAUUAAAUCUUAGAAUAUUUUUAAAAUGUCUUUUUCACAAUCAUGUACUAGGAAACCAAUUUCAUACUAAACUGAUUAAAUAAUACAUUUAUAAUCUAUAACUGUUUGC